AGAGAGGGAGAGUGUCUGUGAGAGAGAGAGAGAGAGAGAGAGAGAGAGAAAGAGGUGGGAACGCUGCAGGUGCGACGUCACGCGAGACUCCGCCGUCAACCGCACGGAUUAAGCCGAAUCUCACGCGCUUUGCCUCGCGAGCUGAGCGGCACCGAGACGAUGGGCAAGCUGCAGGAAUUCGAGAUCACGUUCAACCAUAACAAAGUGGUGUACAGCCCGGGAGAGACCAUCUCAGGAACGCUGAGGAUCAUCACCGCCAACUCGCUGCAGUACAAGGCCAUCAAGGUGAACUGUGUGGGCUCCUGUGGCAUCUCCAGCAAGAUGAACGACAACUCAUGGAUGGUGGAGGAGCAGUAUGUGAGCAGCAUGCUCUCUGUGGCUGACAAAGGAACCCUUCCAGCCGGAGAGCACUGCUUCCCUUUUCAGUUUCUUAUACCAACACACGCUCCGACUUCAUUCGAGGGUCCGUUCGGGAAGGUCGUUUACAGAAUCAGGGCUGUAAUAGACACGCCACGCUUCUCUAAGGACUACAAGUCUCAGAAACCCUUUUACCUACUCAAUGUCUUGAACCUCAAUGAGUUGCCUGAUAUAGAGCAACCCAGCUGCGCUGUCACAACUAAGAAGUUCACGUACUUCCUGGUGAAGACGGGAACCCUCAUGCUGAAGGCUCACAGCGACCUGAGAGGAUACACUCCAGGCCAAAUCAUCAAACUCUCCACCGAGAUCCACAACAAAUCAGGCAAAGACACAGGCUACAUCCUGGCUAGUCUCAUACAGAAAGUGACCUAUAAGAUGAAAAGGCCGUUGUUCGAUUUGAGGACCAUAGCGGAGGUAGAGGGGGCAGGGGUCAAAGCGGGGAAACAUGCAGAGUGGAAAGAGCAGAUCAUCGUUCCUCCUCUCCCUCAGUCUGCCCUCGCUGGCUGCAGCCUCAUAGAUGUCGAGUACUUUGUCCAGGUUUCCCUAAAGUCUCCUGAGACGGUGGUGACGCUGCCGAUCUACAUCGGAAACAUCGCCGUGAACCUGACCCCUACGAGACCGCCUCAGCCAAACCCCCUUCAGCACGGAGCUGCGAUGGCCGCCGUACCGAACGUCAGCCCUGGACCGGUGGUACCGAGCGCGCCUCCGGCUGAGGACGACGAGGACGAGGUGCAGGGUGCAGGAGCUCUAAGCAGCGAGGAAAUUCCUACCAAGAGUCACUCCCAGCAGGACUACUCGGGCCAGGCCAUCGCCAUGUCGCCUGGUGCCUUUAGUCACGCUCCGGCCCAAGCUCUUCCUCAGGGUCAGCCAGGCCAGUCAGCCGAAAGCUCGGCGCCGCUUUUCUGUGUCUCCACAGGGGCCACCAUUCCCUUUUUCACUGACGGAAAUGCCACACCUGUGCCCACAACCUGCCCUCUCAUUCUGCCUCCAGAUUAUAGCAGCUGGGAAUAUCCGCAUGAACCACCUCCUACAUAUGAGGAAAGCUGUAGCAGUACCAACUCCAGCUUCAACACCAGCAUGACGUAGAUGACAACACUGUAAAAUGCCUGUCAGUUAAUCUGCACCUUCCCCCUGCUGGACACUCCAGGCAUUGCCGUCCUCCCCAAAUAUGACCAAACGUAUUUAAAGGUAUCUUGUCCAUUUUUUCCACACGAUUUAUAGAAACGAUAUUUCUCACUCCUUGGUUUGGAGAAAGGGUUUCUGGAUCAGUGCCUAAUCAUGGACACACUCCUGAACUCUAAACCUGCAUCUGUGAUGCGGUGACAAACGUUAUACAAUACAAAGGACGUGCAUUGGUUAGCCAAGGCUGGCCUUCUGUGAUGCUUGUCCCAAAAGACAGGCUAUGUGACAUCAGAGCAAGUUUUUGAAAGCCCUGUGGUCAAUCUGAUGUUGAUCUGUGAACAUUUCCUCAGGCCCUCCUCAGGAGGACUCGUUAGAUUUUGAUCAGCACAGUUUCGAAAAACGUACAUAAAAAAACUUUUUUUUUUUUUUUUUUUUUAAAGCUUGCAUACUGAUCCGAGUCUGAAAUUUGUGCAGUCACUGAAUUUCUUUUCCUAAUGUAUAUAAAUAUAAAGUAGAUUAUUAUUAGUAGUAGUAGUAGUAUUGGUAUUGAAGGCGUUCAGCAAGAGGAAGGAGAAGCAACUGUUAUUACGUUAAAAACCUGCGUCAGAGGUGCCAACAUCUAUUGUUUUACCAUUACCAUAGCAACAGCACUCACUAAAAGUAAUUUUAUUUAUUACUUUCAUCAUAAACUAGUUCAAACACUAGUCCCAGAUAUGAAUAUAAAUUAAUUUUUAAUCAUGUUAUGUCUACAUCAAUUCCACAUUACAACAGAAAGCAUAGACACGAUGUCUAACAGAACGUCCACCACCUUGUGUGUGUGGAGUUUGCAUGUUCUCCCCGUGCCUCGGGGGUUUCCUCCGGGUACUCCGGUUUCCUCCCCCAGUCCAAAGACAUGCAUGGUAGGUUGAUUGGCAUCUCUGGAAAAUUGUCCGUAGUGUGUGAUUGCAUGAGUGAAUGAGAGUGUGUGUGUGUGCCCUGUGAUGGGUUGGCACUCCGUCCAGGGUGUAUCCUGCCUUGAUGCCCGAUGACGCCUGAGAUAGGCACAGGCUCCCCGUGACCCGAGAAUAGUUCGGAUAAGCGGUAGAAAAUGAAUGAAUGACUGAAUGAAUGAAUGAAUGAAUGUUAUUAUUGUCCUUUGGAUUAUUUUAGCUGUAAUUUAAAAAUUUUGCAGAUUUUUUGAAAAAGUUUUCCUCAAUCAGUUUCCUGAAUGUAUUGAUUCGGUUACUAGCAAAAGCGUAGCAUUUACACAUUUAUUUUUAGGUGAAAACAAACACAAAUCAAAACAGGUACGCUGAAGGGGAAAGGACACGAAAGAUGUGUAUUUCCUACUGGAAGAGAAUAUCUUUGAUUCACGCUGACUUUAUCUACUCUGACUUAUGAAUUCAAGGUUCAAACCAGGAACCAGUUGCUUACAGGUGAGUUUAAAAACAGAGCUGUCUCUUCUGAUUGUCCUGUUAGAAAUGUUGGCACCUCUGCUGCGUAUCGACAACAAGCAUAUUUUCCCUCUUGAAGAUUUUACGAAGCCAUUCGAUGUUAUUCCAUUAUCAAGAAAUGUUUAUGUAGUCCGUCAUGAAUUUUUUUAAACUUCCUUUAUUUAAAUGGAAUAAAAAUAUUUCUGGAACUAAAAUAUAAAUUCUUUACAAUGACUUGAUAAUAUUAUCAAUGUAAUUAAAAAAAUAUAUAUAUAUACAUAUAUUCUCUAUAAUAUAUAUAUAUAUAUAUAUAUAUAUAUAUAUAUAUAUAUAUAUAUAUAUAUAUAUAUAUAUAUAUAUAUAAAAUUCUAUCGGCAUUUUGUAGAUCAGGUGCAUCGUGAGUUCCUGCAUGUGUUUUAAAAAUUUUGUGAGAGUCUCGGGAACAAAACAGAAGAUGUUUCUAUAGCUGGAAUGAAACGCCAAUGUUUGUGAACACAGAAUUUUUUUGUAUGUGGUUGUUUUUUUUUGUUUUUUUUCAAUGACUCCACAAUUGAUGAAGAUUCAACAUAAAUUCCCAGAGGCCUUAUCCUGUGACUGCUGUGUAAAAUGGUGAUUCUCCAGUAUUUUAAAAUAUGUAUCAGUUCUUCAGACCCUUAAACUGUUUUUUUUUUUGUAUGUUUAUUUUUUUCCAAAAGUUGAAGCACAAAAUGGCACUUUUUUAAAUAGGAUUUGAUUCUGAUUUUCUAUGUGUGUGUGUGUGUUUGUGUUUAAAUCAUGUAUGUAAAAUCAGUUGUACAUUUACUUUACUGUUAUUUUCUCUCAUUAUAGCAAAACCUCCUUCUGGUGUUUUUUUUUUUUCAACAUAUUCAAAUAUUCAAGAGUGUUAUUCAUUUCUACUCUGUUAUAUUUUAGGAUGAAACAAAAGAGACUGCAUGAAAAACUGUCCACUUUUCUCAUUUGUUUUCUCUGUGUAUAAUUUUCACUACUGUGAGAAGGAAGAAAAUUGACAUUUUAACGAGACGUUGUUGGUUGGUCGUCUUUCUAAGCAAAUCACUGUGUUACAAUGCAGCCUCUCCUCAGAUUGUAAUAAUAAUAAUAAUAUUUAAAUAAUUAAUAAAUAUUUCAUAAACAAACAAAUAAAUAAAAGAUUAUGAUUUGAAUAAGGAUAUAAAAUACAAGGGUUGGUAACUGGGACAAAGAUAAUAUAUGGGAAAAGUUUAAUUGUUAUAAAGAAUAUUUUACAUGAACUCAAUUCUAGAGACCAGUCUAUUCUCUUCUUUUGUAAGUAUUGGACACUUCAUUUUAAGUUUGAUUUGAAAACUUACACAUCUCUAACAUAAAAGUCGUGUAAAAGUAAAGAUUUUCGAAUUGUAGCGAAACUGAUUAGGAUCAAAACGGUGCUCCGUAAACUUCACUAUGUUAGGACAUCUGACAGUUCUUCCGUUUCCGUUUGGUCUCUGUAUGGCUUGAUGUAGCAAACUAGACACAAUGUCAUCCAAAUUGAUAUUAUCUAUAUUACAAAUCGUCUAUAAACUCUACAAGUUCUAUCAUUUGGAUCGAAGGUGCACGUCAGUCAGUCUACAACACAUGCCUUAAACCUUGGGAUAGUAACUGUGUCAAAAGUGUGCAGAAAUAUGUACGUAUCCGUCGUUACGGUAAUAAAUCGAACAUGCUGGGGGUGUGCGGUUAUAGGAAAAUGUUGUUCUUUUAGCUGUUUCCUGUUCAUGGUCACGACAGUAGAUCAUCUGGUCCGCAGUUGUUCUUUUAGCUGUUCCCUGUAUAUUUGAUUUCGCACAGCUUUCAUGCUGUAUGCUCUUCCUGGCACAACUUUCCCAUUAUAUCCGUGCUUGGGACCAGCACUAAGAGUUAGCUCUUCAGUGGGUUAGUUAGCUCCAUUCAUCAUGUUUAUGAUAAUGAGCAGAAGUGGAGUUAUUUUCCAGGACAGGACACUGUGAAGUUUUGAAAUUUUAUUCCUCCUAAAUGUUCGCAAUUUUCCCAACAGUUAUCAUUUUUGUUAGAACUUUCAUGUUUUUAUCUGUUUAUUGUUACACUUAAUGUAGUGGAACUUCUGUGAAAUAAGUUCAUCACCAGCGUCUCUGUUAUACAGUAGUUAUAUAAGUAUAAGAGCAAAACAUUUUGAGAAAGCCCAUAACUGCAACUUACAAAUUGACACUAUUGACCAAAAAAAUUUAACCUCCUCUCCUUCAGUAUGUCGUCCAAGUCCCUGUUACUAUAGCAAAAAUCAUUAGCGUGAAUGCACAAGAAUAAUACAAACCAUGCAGCUGAACUGUAGAAGCUACGCUAUUAAAAAUGAAUAAAAACCUCCAGACCAAUCAGAUUUGAGAAUUCAACAGCACUGUGGUAUAAUAUUGUUUAUUUCGCAGUGGAAUCCUUGACCGAAUCCAUCCUGCUUCUUAAAAUGUGUUGAUAAUUCUUCCAAUCUUUACAUCCAUUUUCCCUCCUGCUUUCCCUCAUCGUCCAUCACCAAAGAUUCAACAGCUUUAUGAUGUUCUUUAUUUAUAAUGUGUGUAACCCCUACCCACUGACAUGGUCUCUAGUAUUGUAUUUUUCUAUUGCUGUGUAUAAUUAUGUGUGUGUUGCGAUGUUUUCGAGCAAUGUCGUCAUCUGAUCCUUGUUAGCAGGCUUUGGAAUACAGUAGCACCACUGUGGAUCGAUGUAUGUGGAUCGUAUUUACAAAAAAAAUAAAUAAAUAAAAAUGAACUCAAA
Molecule: messenger RNA, 5678 nt
Organism: Tachysurus vachellii
Lineage: Eukaryota; Metazoa; Chordata; Actinopteri; Siluriformes; Bagridae
Gene: arrdc1b
Product: arrestin domain containing 1b
Exons: 8
Coding region: 160-1503 (447 amino acids)
Biological process (GO): protein transport
Cellular component (GO): cytoplasm
Molecular function (GO): ubiquitin protein ligase binding; ubiquitin-like ligase-substrate adaptor activity
Source: RefSeq, a predicted model, not a curated record